Molecule: messenger RNA, 1446 nt
Organism: Alternaria triticimaculans
Lineage: Eukaryota; Fungi; Ascomycota; Dothideomycetes; Pleosporales; Pleosporaceae
Exons: 3
Coding region: 1-1446 (481 amino acids)
Molecular function (GO): iron ion binding; monooxygenase activity; oxidoreductase activity, acting on paired donors, with incorporation or reduction of molecular oxygen
Source: RefSeq, a predicted model, not a curated record
AUGAUUGCCAUCUUGCUAGGGCUUGUGGCCGUACUCUCGGUCGUCGUUAGCACCAGCGGAAAACCGAAACCACCGCUAGCAAAUCCUCCACGCUGGUACCAAACUACUUUGUCAAAACGGAUUGAGUUUCUCAAGAACGGAAGAGCCAUACUUGGCGAUGCGAGAAAACGCUACGGCAAGCAGCCCUAUAGGUUGAUCGUCGACACGGGCGAAUGUCUUAUCCUACCUCCUGAGUAUGCAGCAACAAUCCGUAACAGCAUGGAUCUUAGCUUCGCAAAAGCAAUAGAGAAGAACUUCUCGGGACACGUUUCCGGCUUCGAGAUGUAUGCCGUCUUGCUCCACGAACGAAGACUUGUACAAAACGUUGUGAAGGACCAACUUACUAAAUAUCUGAAGUGGAGAGAAACCAUUAUAGCAGACAGCAUUCUCCAAUUGAUCGCCCGUCUCUCCACCAGGGUCUUUCUCGGCGACACCAUGUGCCGCAACACGGCGUGGCUCGAAGCUUCCAAGGCCUACACGGUGGCAAGCUUCACCAUGAUUCUCAAAAUGACAGCCCUCCCAUCCUCGCUCAAGUUCCUCGUUCCCUGGUUCUCCUCCGAGGCGAAGAACGUCUUCAAACAUGGAGACACAUGCCGCGCAAUCCUCACCCCUCUUCUCGCCGAGCGUCGAGCUCUGAAAGCCGAAGCUAGGAGAAACGGCAAACCGGAACCUGUCUUCAACGACAUGAUCGAUUGGUUCGAGCAGAAGAGCGGCGGGAAAGGGUACGAUCCAGCUCUGUUCCAGAUUGCGCUAUCGUUUGUAGCGAUACAUACGACCAGUGAGCUGCUAACGCAUGCUAUAACCUUGCUGGCAAACGAACCACACUACGUCGCGGCAUUAAGGGAGGAAAUCGUGAGGGUACUAACAGCCGUCGGCCUGACCAAGGCGGCGCUCGCAAACCUCACGUUGAUGGACAGCGCGUUGAAGGAGUCGCAGCGGUAUAGGCCCGCUGCAUUCCUAACAAUGCGCCGUCAAGCCCAACGCACCGUCGUCCUCCCCAACGGCCUCGUCAUCAACAAAGGCGAGCAAAUCGCCGUCGACGGCUUCAACAUGUCAGACCCCAACGUCUACCCCGAUCCACACAGAUACGACAUAUACCGCUACCAGCGCAUGCGCGCCAGCACCGACCGCGCCACAGUCAGCCAGUCGCAUCUCGUUUCCACCGGUCCCAAUAACCUGUCAUUUGGACAUGGCGCACAAGGCUGUCCAGGCAGGUUCUUCGCUGCGAACGAGAUGAAAAUCGCACUGUGCCAUUUGCUGCUCAAGUACGAUUGGGAGUUGGCUGAGGGGACGGAUCUGGAAUCGAGGUUCUUGUUUGGCGAGACGGAGGCGCUGUGGAAGGGGAAUAGGCUGAGGUUUAGGCGGAGGAGAGAGGAGAUUGAUCUGGAGGGGUUGGCUUAUGUGUGA